AUGGUUUCUCAAGUUCACACUAAGGAAGAAUUUGACUCUGCUUUGCAACACCUGGGUCUCGUCGUCGUCGACUUCUUCGCCACCUGGUGUGGUCCCUGCAAGAUGAUUGCCCCUAUGUUGGACAAGUUCGCCGCCGAAUACUCGUCGGCCAAGUUCGUCAAGGUUGACGUCGAUGAGCUCGGGCAACUCGCUCAGCAAUACGAAGUGUCGUCGAUGCCCACCAUCUUGUUGUUCAAGAACGGCCAAGUCGUCGACAAGGUCAUUGGUGCCAACCCCGCUGCCAUCAAGGCCAAGAUCGCCGGCAACGCCUAA
Diutina rugosa is the source of this 312-nucleotide messenger RNA. RefSeq names its product thioredoxin (gene TRX1). The record is from RefSeq and is a predicted model, not a curated record. Lineage: Eukaryota; Fungi; Ascomycota; Pichiomycetes; Serinales; Debaryomycetaceae. Gene Ontology annotation, molecular function: protein-disulfide reductase activity. The coding region runs from base 1 to 312 and encodes 103 amino acids. The transcript has a single exon.